Messenger RNA from Grus americana (Whooping crane), 3538 nucleotides. It is a transcript of the gene WHAMM, whose product is annotated as WASP homolog associated with actin, golgi membranes and microtubules. The transcript is spliced from 10 exons. Gene Ontology annotation, biological process: Arp2/3 complex-mediated actin nucleation; endoplasmic reticulum to Golgi vesicle-mediated transport. The record is from RefSeq and is a predicted model, not a curated record. Gene Ontology annotation, molecular function: actin binding; Arp2/3 complex binding. Bases 80 to 2146 code for a protein of 688 amino acids. Lineage: Eukaryota; Metazoa; Chordata; Aves; Gruiformes; Gruidae. Gene Ontology annotation, cellular component: cytoplasm; endoplasmic reticulum-Golgi intermediate compartment membrane.
CGAGCGGCGCCUUUAAGGCCUGUCGGUUUCUGUUUCGCUCCGCGGGCGUGGGGCCUGCGCGGCGGCCGCCGCCGCCAUCAUGGAGCCGCAGCCCGACAGCCUGGAGGGGUGGGUGGCCGUGCGUGACACCGCCUUCGCCGAGUCUCAGCCGCCGCGGCUCCGCUUUCUUGUGGGCUGGAACGGCGUGGAGGGUGCGUUCGCCGUGACCUGCCACGGCCGGGCGGAGGCGGCAGCGCAGGCCCCGCAAAGCUGGGCCGGCCUCUUCUCGGCGUCGGCCCUACGCGGCAUUCACCGGCAGCUGGCGGCCGUCUGCUCACGCCUGGAGUCCGCCUUCCCCGCGCUGCCGCCCACGCUGCCCGGCGCUGCCGGCGGCGGCGGCGGGGGGCUCUGGGCUGUGCUGUUCCCCGGUGGUGCGGCGCCGGGGGAGGCCGAGGUGCAGGAGCUGUGCCGGGAGCUGGAGCGCUACCUGGGCUGGGCCCUGGAGCUCUGCGGCGGCCGUGUGGUGCUGGACGCCCUCUUUGCCGCCGACCGCCGCCUCCGCGAUGAUGAGUACUUCGAGAGUCUCCACGAGCUCCGUGGGAGGGCCCUGCGCGGCCACCUGGCCCGGGCCAAGGAGGCCCUGCGGCUGGUUCUUCAGCAGCAUGAAAAUGCUGACACAAUGGUGGCUUUGAUGAAGGUUUAUGAAGAAGAAGACGAAACUUAUCAGGAUUUGGUCACCAUGGCAACACAAUUCUACCAGUAUUUACUGCAGCCCUUCAGAGAUAUGCGAGAGCUGGCGACACUGUACAAACUGGAAAUCCUGAAAUCUUUGCAGUAUGAUAAUUUGGGGCCUAAAAGAGUAGCAGCUUUGCAGAAAGAUGCUGAAGUAUGGACUAAGCGAGCUGAGAAUGCUGUGUGCUCCAUUCAGGAUAUCACUGUGAACUACUUCAAGGAAACCGUAAAGGCUCUGGCAGCAAUGCACAAACAGAUGGAACAAGAUCAGGAAAGAUUUGGUAAAGCCACGUGGGCAUCUGCUUUGCCACGGCUAGAAAACCUGAAAUGUAUGUUAGCUAAAGAAACCCUUCAGCAUCUGAGGGCCCGAGAGUUGUGCCUGAAACAGAAGAGAGCUGGCAUUCAGAAAAAUUUGGAGAACCUCAGUGAACAAGAAGAGAACUUAACUGUAGUGGAGGAGCUGGAAAUACAAUAUUAUGAAAUGCAGCUGGAAUUAUAUAAUGUACAGCUUGAAAUAUUGAAACAUGAAGAGAUGCUGCUUAUUGUACAGUUGGACACUUUAAGGAGACAGAUUAAAGAGAAACAGGAUGAAGUUGUUUACUAUGAUACAUGUGAAAAUCCUGAGGAGCUCAAGGUCAUUGAACAGACAAUGGGACAACAUUACGCUAACUUGUCAGAAAUGACGGUGCUGAGGCAGAAGACUAAGCAGUUGGAGUCAAAGCGUGGGACUGUCUGUGCCAGGAGAGCCUACCUCAGGAACAAAAAAGAUCAAUGUGAAGCAAGCCAUCGUCAGAGACUGCAACAGGCAGAGGAAAGCAAAAAACGCUUCCAGCAGCAUCACAGCAUACAGAUAAAGAGAGACAAGCAAAAAGAGGAGGAGAAAAAGAAAAAAGCUUGGAUAAGCCAGGAACGUCAGAAAACACUGGAGAGGCUGAAAACAUUCAGGGAGAAGUGUCCAGCUCAUGUUGUUCUGAAAACAUCUCGUCCCCAGCCUCUCAGUCCCAAGUUGCCACAAAGCAUCACUCAGCAGGCUGCAGUACUGUCCUGUCCACCUUCGUUGAGAACAAGGGCAGCUCCAGAGCAGCCAAAGAGCAUACUGCUAGUAGAAGCCAAAGAAUCAAAAGCUUCAUAUCAGAAUACCCCAGCAGAUAUCCCUGUCCAGAUUUUUGUUACUGAUGGCAACACAGAGCUACAGAAGCACAGCGAGGGGUUGAUGGUCUCUCCAUCCUUGCUGCCACCACCACCACCUCCUCCACCCCCUCCUCCUUUACCCCCUCCUUCUCCACCUCCCCCCUUACCUCUCCAGUUAAAGACACCAUCAUCACCAGAGGAUGAACCACUUCCCCUUAGCUCUGAUAGCCCCACAGAAAGCCCUGCACUGCACAAACAGGAUGACUCAUCCAGGAGGUGUAUAAAUAAUUACAUAGGGUCCUGAUGCUCAGAGUGUGUGACUCCGUGUUUUUGGGGAAGUGCUGUCAAAUUGGACAGGUCAAUUUUUUAGGACAUUUGAACUUGAAUCUCUGCUGGAAUCCUACAUUUAUUAGGUACAGCCUUACAGGUUAGUUUAAACGAUGAUUAAUCACAGCACUUCUAGUUCUGUGGAGAUCUUAAUUCAGGACCUGCAUUUCUCAUGACACUGAAAACCCCACUGCUGUAAUAGGUAGGAAGGUGUCAGAAGAAAGGAGAGGGUGUUUAUUCAUGUUGUUUGGUGAGAAGCAACUUUUAUUAUCAGGUUUGUUCUUGCCAUAAUUUUGCAACUUUCGAACCGAAUGUGGUAUUUUGAUUGAGGAUUAGUCACCUGUCCAGUCAGAAGACCACUUUGGGUAGAUUUGUAGUUGUAGUAAGGCUACACUUUAGUGUUUAUGAUUUAUGUACUACAGAGCUAGCAGUUGGACUGCUUGCAUUUCUAAGGUAUGCACAGCGUGCGUCCACUUACAAUUUGCUUGGUUUCUAAAUAAAGAUUUCUUAAGAGAGUUCAUGCAGAAUUCCACCAGGAUUUGAAAGGCAGAUGGAUAGUUUUGGCAUACUAAUAUUCCUAGGGCAAAAAUUCCGCACUGUUACACCUCUGCUUUGUUAGCAAGAUCAUGCAGGUGUAAUUGAAGGCUGAACUCAGCAAUUGAAACAGUAGUUUGAAUGAGAAUAGAGCUCAGCAGCCUCCCAAGGCUGCACUGGUUACAUCCUGCUAACAGGCUUAUUUUUAUCUCUAAAGCAAGCAGAUAUUUUGACUAUGUAAGGGAGAUUGAUCUAAGUUAGAAGGCAGCAAUUUUUUAUUGUCAUUUUUCACAGUGGAGCUUAUGCUAGAAUGAAGCAUGUCUUUAAAUGUGGUACAUUCCUUUUCAGACUAUUCACAAUACAUCUACGCAGCCUUUGUAUCCUCUCAGUUAAGAGGCAAACCACAGGCAGGAAUAUCAGGGAAAGUUCAGCAUUUUCAGCUCUUCCAAGGUGUGGGGAAGUAGAAGCAGCUGAAGGGCUGAGACGCAGUCGAGUUACUGUGACAAACUACUGUGCAUCCUGUGGAUUAGCAUGCGGACUUCAGUCUGGGAGGUCUGUGGGAUAACUCUACCACAGAUACUCUUAAGAAGCUUUGAUUAACAAAUAGGAGUUGUACACCAGUGUAGUCUGCUACUGGAACAGCCUUGCUAGUAGUUAAUAUUUACUACCAUUUACAGUCUAACAUUGAUGUCCUUUCAUUAUUUUUGGAUAAGAACAAUCCUUUUUUGUUUAUUGGAGAAAUCCAAUUGGUUGUUUUUGCCUAUUUCAUGAAGAAAAAACAUGUUAAUUGCUGUAAUAGUAAUCAAUAAAAUACUGCCACAGGAACUUACUGAAA